Messenger RNA from Diorhabda sublineata, 2614 nucleotides. RefSeq names its product solute carrier family 41 member 1-like. NCBI's taxonomy places the organism in Eukaryota, Metazoa, Arthropoda, Insecta, Coleoptera, Chrysomelidae. Bases 158 to 1789 code for a protein of 543 amino acids. Gene Ontology annotation, cellular component: plasma membrane. The record is from RefSeq and is a predicted model, not a curated record. Gene Ontology annotation, biological process: monoatomic cation transport. Gene Ontology annotation, molecular function: monoatomic cation transmembrane transporter activity. The transcript is spliced from 5 exons.
AAAAAUAUGUGCAAAUAUUAUGCCACAAAUUGUCAACUGACAAAUUUUUAACAACUUUUAUAUUUCAUGAUAUGAUAAACAUAUUUCAGUGUAAUUUGUACCUAACAUAUAUUUAAUAACUUUUAAUUUAUAAGAAGUCUUUUUCUUUCGCGCAAGUAUGGUUGCCAUGUAUCUAGUGUUUGAAAAUCUUGAAGGACCGACCAGACAAAAUCAAUAUUUCUCCAAUGGCAACAGUAUUACACAGAAUGUAGUCAAGUUAAGAAAAGAAAACUAUGGAACAGGCGCCAUGGGCAGUAUCAACCAUGUUCAACAGACAAGUUCAAAGAAAUGCCAUACUGUCUCUCUUCUUACAGAAACACCCAGCCCUUCAAGUGCCUUGGAAGCAAAUUUCACACUAGACACGGAUAUAACUUUAGUCAACUCCCAAGAAAAUAGCGAAAAUGACAAUGGACGACUUCCCGACGUUGUUGUAGAAAUGAAGGUUUUCGAAGAGCAUGAAGAACAAAUUCAAGAAACUUAUUUAUCUAUAGCUAUACAAGUUUUUAUUCCUUUCCUGAUAGCUGGGUUUGGAAUGGUUUUUGCUGGAUUAGUAUUAGAUAAAAUUCAACACUGGCCAGUAUUUGAAGAAAUAACGGAACUAGUUAUAUUAAUUCCUGCUCUUUUAGGACUGAAAGGUAAUUUAGAAAUGACGUUAGCAUCACGUCUUUCAACACAAGCUAAUUUAGGUCACAUGGAUACAGCUAAACAAAAAUUAAAUAUUAUCGUAGGAAAUUUAACGUUGAUACAGUGUCAAGCGAUAGUUGUUGGUUUUCUGGGUGCCCUAGUUGCUGUAGUAAUGGGUGGAAUAAAGAGUAACGAAGUUGAACUGGACCAUGUUUAUUUAUUAUGUGCCAGUAGUUUAGUAACAGUCUCAAUAGCAAGUUUUGUAUUGGGACUCAUCACAGCAGGAGUUAUAGUUCUUUCUAGAUACUGCCACAUUAAUCCUGAUAACGUGGCAACUCCAAUAGCAGCCAGCUUAGGAGAUAUUACUUCACUCACAUUGUUGUCAUGGGUGGCUACAUUAUUAUAUGAAUCAAUAGGUACUCAGGAUUGGUUAGCUCCAGUGAUAAUAGCAGCAUACAUUUUAGCAAUACCAUUAUGGGUUUGGAUAGCCAAACGAAAUUUACAAACGAGGGAUGUUUUGUAUAAUGGAUGGACGCCAGUUAUGGGUGCCAUGAUGAUUAGUUCAAUAGGAGGUCUAAUUCUGGAUUUCAUGGUUUCAAGAUUUGAAAGUAUUGCAGUCUUCCAACCAGUAAUAAAUGGUGUAGGUGGUAAUUUAGUGGCUGUUCAAGCUAGCAGAAUAUCAACAGCUCUUCAUAAACAAGCAGAACUUGGAAUACUGGCGUCAGAUAAUAACUUAGAUGAGGACGCUGUUAUAUUCAUAUCACCUCUUACUUGUUUCUGUGGAAAGGGAACACAUUCAAGAACUACAAGAGUUCUUAUGGCAAUGGUCAUACCAGGUCACCUAAUUUUCAUUUACACAAUUGAUUAUAUUAAAAACGGUGACACGUCCCUCAGUUCGUGGUUUGUGAUGGUUUAUUUAUGUGCUGCUAUUAUGCAAGUGGCAACAUUACUGUACAUAGCAUAUAUAAUGAUUCAUUGGAUGUGGAGAAGAAAAAUAGACCCUGACAACUCAGCAAUACCUUAUUUAACAUCGACAGGAGAUCUACUAGGAAUAUCUUUAUUAGCAAUUGCUUUUCAAUUCUUGUAUCUGAUUUCUGAUCAUGAUCCUGAAACGCUAGCAAGUUGAUUGAAUUUGAAUACUUUGAUAUUAAAAGAAACCAAUGAGUUUUUGACAUAAGUACAUCUUGUGAUACAUUUAAUGAUUUUUGACUAUUGACAUUACAAAUGUAAAGAAAUAUAGAAUGAAUUUUAAGUAAGAGUUUAUGGUAAAUAAUAACUUAGAAGAUGGCAAAAAUUGUUUCAUAAGUUCAUGGCUGUAUUUUUGUUAAUUAUACAUUUUAUUUUUACAUGAAAAUCUAUUAUUUGAAACCUCUAUGUACUCAAACAAUAUGGUGGGUAUCUUGAAGUAAAUGUCAUCAAAUAACGGGUUGAAGCCCAAGACCCCAUUUCUAUAAUGUAAAAAAGUUAUGGACGUCAAAAGUAUAAAUGGAGUGCGCAUCUUGAGCGCCUAAGCUUACAAUAUGAGGACUUCGUGAAAACUUUCUGUUUUGAAAAACUAUUUCAUAAUGAACUAGCGUACCAUUUAAUAUGAGAUUGAUUUUUGUAAAUCUAUGGUAAUUUUUUCACAAAAUUGACUUGCACUUGGCACUUUCGCUGUAGCGACAGUUUCGGUAUUGUGAAAGUGACUUGAUUCGUCGUUAUUGCUUGAAUUUGUGUGAAGCCUGCUCUCACUCAACAAUAUUUUAAAGAAGAAGAGGGCGCACAGGGGUGUUAGUAUACGCUAAAAUCUGUGUAAUCAGGCCUUAAGAUUAACUUAUUGUAGGGUUGCAUAACUUGCUUUUCUUUUUAGCCUUAAGAACGUUGACAGAAUAUUUUUCGAGAAUAAUUUAGAAGAGGUUAGGGUUGUUCCAAAUAGAAUGUGUUAGAUAAAAGCAUUUUAAGUUAAAUAAAA